UCGUGUCACCCCAGGUUUUUUCGUAGUUUCGGCCUCCUGGGUCGUUCUUUAGGAUGGUAUGAUGCCCCGAAUGCGGGGAGACAAUAUUGUCUUAUGAUGGGCUGCAGAGAGCCUUAGAGUCUGCAGCGAGAACAUUUAAGAGGGCCGUGUUAUCACCUCUCCAUUCUUUCGUCUCCAUCGAUGAUACCCUUCCAAGGCUGUCAAGACCUCCAUCUCUCCACGGUUCCACUGUUCCUGAUUCCUUGGUCCACCCCUUCCGAGCUGUAUUGCUUGCCUGCAGUUCAUCCUCCACCAUGUCCGACGAGAAGACCGAUCCCGUGGUCGGAGGCCACGCCGAGGAGCACCGUGAUGACGCUGCUGCGGAGGUCGACACUGCCGUCCACAUUGCCCAUCAGACGCAGUCCGGCGCUUAUUCGCCCUGGACGCCGCACAUGUUUCGACUUUACGCUGUGCUUACUAUCGCUUACCUCAAUGGAGCUCUCAACGGUUACGACGGUUCCCUUAUGGGAGGCCUGAACGGAUUGAAAUCCUACUUGAACUACUUCCACAAGGAAACUAUUGACCAGAGCACCGGAAUCAUCUUCGCCAUGUAUAAUAUCGGAAGCGUCGCCGCCGUCUUCUUCACCGGACCUGCAAACGACUUUCUCGGUCGCCGAUGGGGUAUGUUUAUCGGGGGUGCCAUCGUAAUUAUCGGCACUUGUAUCCAGGCUACAACCAAAACUUCUGAGCAAUUCCUUGCUGGGCGAUUCGUCCUCGGAUUUGGUGUCAGUUUUUGCUGUGUCUCCGCUCCGACCUACGUCUCUGAGAUGGCACACCCGGCAUGGCGAGGAACUAUCACCGGCGUCUACAACUGCACUUGGUACAUUGGAUCAAUCAUAGCCUCCUGGGUCAUCUAUGGAUGCGCCUACAUCGACGGCGGCGAGGGCACCAGUGCUUGGCGCCUGCCCAUUUGGCUUCAGAUGGUGACCUCUGGUAUCGUUUGCGUCGGGGUCUUCUUCAUUCCCGAAUCUCCGCGAUGGCUCAUGGCGAACGACAAACACGAAGAAGCCGCCAGAGUCCUUGCCAAGUACCAUGGCGAGGGCUCGGUCGACCAUCCCAUCGUCCAGCUCCAGCUGAAGGAGAUGGUCUCUCAAAUCAGCACAGAUGCUUCAGAUAAAUCGUGGUGGGACUACAGCGAACUCUGGAAAACCCACUCCGCCCGUCGCCGCCUCAUCUGCGUGCUGGGUAUGGCCUUCUUUGGCCAGAUUAGUGGUAACAGUUUAAGUUCUUACUACAUGACGGUUGUCCUCAAGAACGCUGGCAUCACAGAACAGCACCGUGUCCUGGCAUUGAAUGCGAUCAACCCUGUUCUGUGCUUCUUCGCAUCCCUCUUCGGAGCUCGCAUGACGGAUGUUGUUGGCCGCAGACCCCUACUGAUUUACUCCAUCAUCUUCUGCUCCUUCUGCUUCGCAAUCAUCACGGGAACCUCGAAAAUGGCGACGGAUGAUGCUAGCAACGUUGCUGCUGCCAACACGACCAUCGCCUUCAUCUACCUCUUUGGCAUCGUCUUCAGCUUCGGCUGGACUCCUCUUCAGAGCAUGUACAUCGCCGAGUCCCUCAGUACAUCCACCCGCGCCAAGGGUACUGCCAUCGGCAACUUGGCCAGUGCCAUCGGAAGCACCGUUAUCCAAUACGCCAGUGGACCGGCUUUCCUCAACAUCAAGUACUACUUCUACAUUGUCUUUAUCUUCUGGGACCUCUUUGAAGCAGCGUUCAUUUACUUCUUCUGGCCUGAAACCAAGGGUCGCACGCUUGAGGAGUUGGAGGAAGUCUUUAGCGCCCCGAACCCUGUCAAGAAGAGUUUGGAGCCUCGGUCGGCCGAGACUGUUUUGAAGACUAUGCAGGUCGGACAGGACGAGAAGGUGGCGUAUGUCUAGCAGACAGUAGAUAUCUUUACCGGGCCGGGCUUGUGCGGCAUUUGCGGGGCGAUACCGGUCCGGACGCCGGAUCGAGCGCUAGGAUUCACCUGCAUUUGCCGUCUAUCUUGCUGUCCAAAUACAAUCGAAUCUCGAUGUUCUUAAUAACCAUUGGAAGAGCCUGGAUUCAAGUGUUUCCUCCAAUUUGAGGCGUAACGUCAGAAUCAGUAAAGGCAGUCAAUAAUCCAUCAAUGUCAGUUGAUGGUACGAAAAAGGCGUCCGUCGCUGUGAUUGGGGCGGCACAGCUAAGGAAGAGUCAAGAGGUCACCUGUCACAUGUGCCUCUCUCCAACUCGUGAGAGACGCGUGCCACGA
Molecule: messenger RNA, 2269 nt
Organism: Colletotrichum phormii
Lineage: Eukaryota; Fungi; Ascomycota; Sordariomycetes; Glomerellales; Glomerellaceae
Product: sugar transporter-like protein
Exons: 10
Coding region: 294-1916 (540 amino acids)
Biological process (GO): carbohydrate transport; transmembrane transport
Cellular component (GO): membrane
Molecular function (GO): carbohydrate:proton symporter activity
Source: RefSeq, a predicted model, not a curated record